UCUAAGUCUCUUCAAAAUGUCAAUAAAUUAAUUCCUAUAUCACCUCCUAUGCCACGUUCAAUAUCAAUCAAUUCAUUUUACGAUUGUAAGACAUCUUAUAAUUCAAAACCAAGAACACAAAACAACAACGACUCUUCGUCAAGAAAGGAUUUGUGGGAGCGCCUUUUCUAUCAAGGUUAUAAAGCAGAUGUUUGCAUUAACACUAACAGUGGUGAUGUUGUUUAUGCUCAUUCUAACAUUAUUGCCAUGGCUUCUCCUGUUUUAAAAGGCAUGCUAAAGCAAGCACAUCGACAUGGACGAUGGCGAAAAAUAUCAAUCAUUGGGGUUCCACAUGAUGCAGUUCAAGUUUUUAUUCGAUAUUUGUACACUUUUAGAUACGAGAAAGAAGAUAUGGAUGAAUUUGUUCUACAUUUGUUGGUGUUGUCACAUGUAUACAUGGUUCCUCACUUAAAGUGUGAAUGUGAACAAAGACUAGAAUUGGGUUUACUCACCAUGGAUAACUUGGUUGACGUGUUUCAACUAGCGUUGUUAUGUGAUGUUCCAAGACUUAGUCUCAUUUGUCAUCGCAAGAUAUUGAAAAACUUCAAAGUUGUUUCAGAGUCAGAAGGAUGGAAAGCAAUGAAGUUGAGUCACCCACUUCUAGAAAAGGAAAUUCUAGAGUCAAUGAUCAAUGAAGAAACUAUAAAAAAGGAAAGAAUCAGAAAAAUGAAUGAAAAAAAGGUAUAUCUACAAUUGUAUGAGGCCAUGGAAGCUCUUGUUCACAUAUGUAAAGAUGGUUGUCGAACUAUUGGUCCUUAUGAUAAAGAUCUUCAAGCAAACCAACCAUGUAAGUAUUCAGCAUGCAACGGAUUAGAGUUGCUUGUUCGUCAUUUUGCUGCAUGUAAGUUGAGAGUUCCCGGAGGAUGUGUUCAUUGCAAGAGGAUGUGGCAAUUAUUCGAGUUACAUUCUCGAUUAUGUGUUAAUCCGGACGAUUGUAGAGUUCCUUUAUGCAGGAACUUUAAGGAACGAAUAUCAAAACAAAGCAAGAAAGAUGAAAUUAGGUGGAAAAUUUUGGUUGAAAAUAUCUUGAGAACAAGAGGAAUCAAGAUAGCAUCAUGUUUUUUGCAACAAUGA
Messenger RNA from Vigna umbellata (rice bean), 1113 nucleotides. RefSeq names its product BTB/POZ and TAZ domain-containing protein 4. Gene Ontology annotation, molecular function: protein binding. The record is from RefSeq and is a predicted model, not a curated record. Lineage: Eukaryota; Viridiplantae; Streptophyta; Magnoliopsida; Fabales; Fabaceae.